AUGCAAGAGGAGUUGACGCCAUUGCAACAGAAUGUUCUAGACCGUUAUAAGAGGUUAGCGCGGGCGUUACACUCUUUAGAUGAGACUUUCAAGCAGUUUAAUGCGUCCAACGGUGACAACGUUACUGCUGAAAGUGUUCUUGGCCAAAUUAGAGAGAUUGAAGUCAAGAUUGGUCUUGUGGGAACCCUUCUGAAGGGUAGUGUGUAUUCUCUGGUGCUUCAGAGGAAACAAGAGGAGGAGGCCAAACGUUUAUAA
Zygosaccharomyces rouxii is the source of this 255-nucleotide messenger RNA. RefSeq names its product Dad3p (gene DAD3). The transcript has a single exon. Gene Ontology annotation, biological process: attachment of spindle microtubules to kinetochore. Gene Ontology annotation, cellular component: mitotic spindle; DASH complex. Bases 1 to 255 code for a protein of 84 amino acids. The record is from RefSeq and is a predicted model, not a curated record. NCBI's taxonomy places the organism in Eukaryota, Fungi, Ascomycota, Saccharomycetes, Saccharomycetales, Saccharomycetaceae.